AUGCCGAAUGAUGGGGGCCCACUGCAGCGACCGGAGCGGCCUCUCUCGAUCGCGCUGUGGAACUUUUCCUCCAACUGGUUCCUGAUUCCCCAAGGAACUGGAAUCAUUUGUAUCCUUCUCCACCGACUGGACUAUCAAUUCAACGGUCUGAGGACCAUCGCCAAAAUCGCCUGGAUAUACACCAUCGUCCUCUUUGCCCUUUGUCUGAUCCUCUACACGCUACGCAUAUUAGUAUACCCGGCACACGUCCGCAACCAGCUGCGGGUAAACAUCAUCGAGAUAUCAUGCCUAGCGUGCAUCCCUAUCGCUUAUGAUUCCAUCAUUCAGCUCGCGGUGCUCCAGUAUGGCAGCCGCGCGAGCCUCGCGUUCUUUGUCCUCUGGUGGAUCCAGUCCUUCCUCGCGAUCGUUGCUUGUCUGGGCAUUCCAUACGUCCAGCUGAAGCUGCAACCCCCAGGGAUAUCGCACCUCCCUCCAACCAUUCUGCUCCCGUUCAUCGCAGCCUUGACAACGGCCGCUAGUGGAGGUGUGCUCUGUGGCUAUGACCACAUCAGCCCACGUCUUCAGGUGCCCGUCAUCAUCAUAUCGUACCUCCAGAUUGGUGCGGGUCUUUCACUGGCUGCCGGGUUCGAUACACUCAUCCUGUUGCAGCAUUUUGACCGUUUCACCCCGACCGCAGACAACGUGUACCAGGAUAUGAUCGUCUGCGGGCCAUUUGGCCAAGGUGCCUUCGCGCUACAAAUACUGGGCCAAGCGGUCAUACAAGGCAGUUUCGCCGCAUACGAUCGGGGAACCUUCUUAACAGCGGCUGCAGCCGCCCCGAUCGGCUAUACGAGCCAGUUUUUGGGGCUGCUCACUUGGGGCUAUGGGAUCUUUUGGUGGUGCUUCGCCAUCAUCAGCAUAUGUCAUACCCUGAGCGCCCAGCCGGGCGGGUGGCGCAAAACACGAUUCACCAUGGCUGCGUGGUCGCUGAUCUUCCCUUGGGGCGUCUUCACCAAUGCAGCGGUGGAAUUUGGAAAGAUCAUGGGGUCGCCGGCUUUCGCCGUUAUGUCAACUGCGCUGUUGCUGAUUCUACUAGUGAUGUGGUUCACUGUUCAGGUCCUCACGGUUAAGGGUGUAUUUACCGGUCGAAUUCUGGGUCUGGAACAUGGAUGGAAACGUCGCAGCCUUGACCAUGGAGACUGCGGGGGCACGAAGGAUGCGUGA
Penicillium maclennaniae is the source of this 1203-nucleotide messenger RNA. RefSeq names its product putative malic acid transport protein. Gene Ontology annotation, molecular function: sulfite transmembrane transporter activity. The record is from RefSeq and is a predicted model, not a curated record. Lineage: Eukaryota; Fungi; Ascomycota; Eurotiomycetes; Eurotiales; Aspergillaceae. Bases 1 to 1203 code for a protein of 400 amino acids. Gene Ontology annotation, biological process: transmembrane transport; sulfite transmembrane transport. The transcript is spliced from 2 exons. Gene Ontology annotation, cellular component: plasma membrane.